GCAAAAAGCGUAUCCUGCAGUCAACUGUAGCUGUAGCCAAUGGCGCGGCAUAAACUUCAAGGAAAAUAUUGUAAAGAAGCGAAACUUAAACGUUUAAACAAUUUAUCUCGGGCUAGAGACGCACGAUGGGAUAAACAACACGCGUCAGACUCUUCCACCGCAACUAGAUUAACGCCUAUAUCCAACUACGAUCAUACGUAUACCUGCACCGACGAUCUCAUCGUUUGUCAACAAACGGAGAUCGAACAGGAAGCAGACGACCAGGGAAAGGAAUCAGAUUGGCGAUGUGGACGUAGAAUAGUUGAGUUAGUGGUUCUUGCUGAUGGUCUUAAAGCUUGCCAUUGGUGUGGCAGUCCUCUCCAUUUAAAGGAAUGUGUAGGAGAGAAAAAGUUUGGACUAGCACAUAUCCUGUUAGUGAAAUGUUGCUAUUCAGAAUGUGGCCUGGUGAAUGAUGUACCGACUGGAAGUAGGCACAAGACAAGUACAUGUACGAGCGCUUGGGAUGUCAACACUAAAUUGGCUGCUGGUCUAUUAGCUGCUUUGAAUAUACCAACAAUAACACAGAAGAGUUUGAAGUCCAGAGAGCGUGAAAUCGCAACUCAUCUUAAUGAUAUGGUUGACCAGAGCUGCAGUAAACAUCUUGAUGAGGAAAUUAGAUUAUGUGAUGGAGACCUCACUGCUGGAUUUGACGGUGCUUGGCAGAAAAGAAGAACUGGUUUAGUCUAUAACAGUUUUACAGGACAUGCAUCCCUUAUUGGCGAGAAAACCAAAAAAUGCAUAGGUGUAUCUGUGAUGAGCAAGAGAUGCAGGAUUUGUGAGUCUGCCCGAAAAAGAAGCAUUACUCCUAGAAAACACAACUGUUGUCACAACUGGUCUGGUUCAGCAAAGUCUAUGGAACCUGCGAUGGCAUGUGGGAUGUUCCAGGAUGUAAUUGACCAAGACCAGAGAGUGCAGACUUUAGUCAUGGACAACGACUCAACAACAAUUGCAAGGGUGAAAGCCACUGUUGAUCCAACUAUCAAGAAAAAGUCUGAUAGCAAUCACACAAGGAAAGGAUUCACAGGGAGUCUGAUAGAACCCACAAAGCACUGAAAAACAACAGAGUGCGGUUACAUAUUGAAAGGUGUUUCAUAUACUGUGUGAAACAAAACAGUGGAAAAUCAACACAGCUAGCUAAGGACUUGAAGCUGAUAGUUCCUCAUUUGUAUGGUAAAAUUAUCAAUCUAUUUUUAGAAUGCUUGCGAUUUACCAUAAAGGUUUGUAGUAUCGUUUUUCAAAAGGGGUGAGGUGGGGGAGUUUGCUAGUAUUGUCCACAAGCCAAAAGAAUUCAACAGAUGUGUUAUUUCGUCCAAAAGUCAAAAUCCGAGAAAAAAUGGGGUCACUAAAUAGAUCUUGUAUUUAUUGUAAAAAUAAAUAACUGCAUGUAAAAAUAACAUAAAUGAACAUUUUGAAUAAGGGCCGUAGGGUUCGUACUUGUAAGAGUAGUAUGCAAACAAUAUUUUAACGUUGUGCAUGAUAUCAAUAUGAAGCAUGUGAAGAAUGUGGUAACAUAUAAAAACCUGACGGCCCAGUCUCUAAGUCACAUUGCAAGAAAGGUUAAAAACCGAAACACCUCUUUUCCUUUACGCACGUCAUUUUCCGAUACAGUGAGGAAUAAAACGUGCCACUACCUGCAAUACCUGAUGUCAAAUAUACAACCCACACCCCAGUUCUGCCAGCAUCCUCGAACAUAUAUGAUUUUGUAAAAGAUACAAUUCUACCCGUGGGGGUAGAUCUGUUCUAAAUCAUUUUUUCUCGAAUGAUUAUAUUAGUAGUGUUCUACACAUUUUAAAAAGUGAUUAUCUAAACAAUUUCUUUAAAUCAAAGUACUGAGAAUAAUGAUAGUCGCUAGGCUUGACUUGUUGUGAUGCUGUUUGGAUAUACAAAUUAUGAUAUUACCACUAAGCGUGAACAGUACAUAAUCCUACACAACCGGUACAUGUAUUUCCUUUUACCACUGCAUGACUGGUGGUUACGUUGUUAUAUUGUAAAACAUUGUAACUAUAUCCAUACCGCAAAAUAUGAUAGAAGGAUGGGACUGUCAA
Ostrea edulis (European flat oyster) is the source of this 2084-nucleotide messenger RNA. RefSeq lists its product as uncharacterized. Lineage: Eukaryota; Metazoa; Mollusca; Bivalvia; Ostreida; Ostreidae. The record is from RefSeq and is a predicted model, not a curated record. The coding region runs from base 40 to 1092 and encodes 350 amino acids. The transcript is spliced from 6 exons.